This is a messenger RNA of Babesia microti strain RI, 495 nucleotides long. RefSeq lists its product as hypothetical. The transcript has 5 exons. Lineage: Eukaryota; Apicomplexa; Aconoidasida; Piroplasmida; Babesiidae. Bases 1 to 495 code for a protein of 164 amino acids. The record is from RefSeq and is a predicted model, not a curated record.
AUGCCUUAUUGUUCCCUAUUGCCGGUUUUAACAGUUCCAUUUAUUUCAAUUGGAAGCAUUUUAUGCUUUUCACAAUUUGCGAAGGUAUUAGAUAGGGAAAGGAGCGGAGAUUCUGUGUGUAUAUUGAGAAAUGACAUGUUAUUAGACAGUGAUGGAACUACCCCAAACCAAUGUCGUUGUGAUUUUACAAAACUUUCAACUUAUGAGUAUGAAUGCAGUAAAGACGAAUCUGGUUAUGUAAAUCAUCGCAUCUGUAGGGAGAAACCAUGUCAAAUAUGCUGUAAAUUAUUGUUAAGUAUGGGAGUCACAAAUGAACCUGCAAUUUUAUGUCAAAAAAGAUGUUUUGGAUCACCAAAAAUUGAUAAUGUAACGGAAACAGCUAAAUUUGAACUUGCUGGAAAGCUAUGGGAGUUUACUCAUAUAUUUAAACAAAAAAACAUAUCUCAUACAAUAAAAGAAGCCCAUAAAACAGAUUAUAACGUUAUACAAUUAUGA